AUGUUCUGUAUAGCAAUGAACUCCAAUGGAGCGAUUGCAAGAAAGAAGCUAGAAGUCGAAGAAGUUGAUCGAAUACCAGGCCUUAAAAUUAUUCGCCCAAAGAUAUUUCCGGAUAAUCGUGGUUAUUUUGUGGAAUCAUACAAUGAACAAGAAUUGACGGCUCACGGAUUCACUGAGAAAUUCAAACAGGUAUUAUCGGAGGAUGGGGCGCAUGUAACGUACAAAUGCACGGCAGUUUAUAAUCCGGAAACCGAAUCCGGUGUAAAUCCGUUUGACGAACACUUGGCUAUUGAUUGGCAUAUCAGUCCUCAACAUGAACUGAUUAUCAGUGACCGGGAUCGUUCGCAUAAAAAUCUGCAGCGCUAG
Gongylonema pulchrum is the source of this 366-nucleotide messenger RNA. The record is from the annotation of a GenBank genome assembly. NCBI's taxonomy places the organism in Eukaryota, Metazoa, Nematoda, Chromadorea, Rhabditida, Gongylonematidae.